UUCGAAGCCCCAACAGACAAAAACCAGAGAGGAUAAGAAACAAAGAAAAAUAAAAUAAAAACGCAGCUUCUUCUUUUCUUAUUCUUCUUAGCCACAGAGAAAAAUUCUCAGAGUAAGCUUCCUUUUUCAUCUUUUUGCUUACUAAUAAUCUUCAUAUAGUAGAAAAACACAACAACUAUUUUACUCUUUUGCAGUAGAAAAAAGAAAAAAAAUUGCCCAUGUAGAGUAGAAUGACUGGUAUUUAGUGAAUACUGCUACUAAUUUUUUGUUGUUGUUGUAAACUUGUUCUUAUGGAGUUAAUAGUACCAACUAAGCAAACCCAUGAAGGGUUUUGCUCAUUUCAUUCUACUCGUAAGGAAAUCAGUGUUAAUUGUUGUAAUAAUAGGAGGUUCAAGAACCGUUCUUUACUUGUGGGUCAGUUGAGAAAACACAGACAAAGUAAAGUUUUUGCUAUUUCAAGAAUUGAAACUUUAUCGAGUGUUGAGAAAAGGGGAUUUGAGAGUAGUAAUAGGAGGUACAAGAACAAUUUGUUUGUGGGUCAGUUGAGAAAACACAGACAAAAAAAGGUUUUUGCUGUUUCAAGAAUCGAAACUUUAGGAGGGACGACAAAUGAUAGGUUAUCGAGUGUUGAGAAAAGGACAAAUGGGAGCAUAAAUGAAAAUUUUGAAGAAUUUGAGAGUAAUAAUUAUCUUCGUAGGUUGGUUAGAAAUGGGGAAUUAGAAGAAAGUUUUAAGCAUCUUGAGAGUAUGGUGUAUCGUGGGGAUAUACCUGAUAUCAUACCAUGUACGAGUUUGAUUCGUGGGUUUUGUAGAAUUGGGCAAACGAAGAAGGCUACGAGAGUUUUGGAGAUUCUUGAGGAUUCUGGGGCUGUUCCUGAUGUUAUUACUUACAAUGUGUUGAUUAGUGGUUAUUGUAAGUCGGGUGAAAUUGAUAAUGCGUUGAAGGUAUUGGAUCGAAUGAGUGUUGCACCUGAUGUUGUCACGUACAAUACCAUUUUGCGUAGCUUAUGUGAUAGUGGGAAACUUAAACAAGCGAUGCAUGUUCUUGACCGUAUGUUGCAGAGAGAGUGUUACCCUGAUGUGAUUACCUAUACAAUUUUGAUCGAAGCAACGUGUAAGGAAAGUGGCGUGGGGCAGGCAAUGAAGCUUUUGGAUGAAAUGAGGAGUAAAGGAUGUGUACCUGAUGUGGUAACUUAUAAUGUUCUUAUAAAUGGGAUUUGUAAAGAAGGGAGACUGAAUGAAGCAAUCAAGUUUCUGAAUAAUAUGCCAUCUUAUGGUUGCCAACCUAAUGUGAUUACCCACAAUAUAAUUUUGCGUAGUAUGUGUAGUACAGGUAGAUGGAUGGAUGCCGAGAAACUGUUGGCUGAUAUGGUUAGAAAAGGCUGUUCUCCUAGUGUUGUAACAUUCAACAUCUUGAUCAAUUUUUUAUGUCGGAAGGGACUGUUAGGACGGGCUAUUGAUUUAUUGGAAAAGAUGCCAAAGUAUGGAUGUACUCCAAACUCCUUGAGUUAUAAUCCAUUGCUUCAUGCAUUCUGCAAAGAGAAAAAAAUGGAUAGAGCGAUUGAGUAUUUGGAAGUUAUGGUGAGCAGGGGUUGUUACCCUGAUAUUGUGACUUAUAAUACAUUGCUCACAGCUUUGUGCAAAGACGGUAAGGUUGAUAUUGCAGUUGAAAUCCUCAAUCAACUUAGCGACAAAGGUUGUUCUCCGGUUCUAAUCACAUACAAUACAGUGAUUGAUGGUCUAUCCAAAGUUGGGAAAACUGAACUUGCCAUUGAACUACUGAAUGAAAUGCGAGAGAAAGGUCUCCAACCUGAUAUAAUUACCUAUUCCUCGUUUGUGGCAGGUCUUAGUCGGGAAGGAAAAGUUGAUGAAGCCAUAAAGUUCUUUCAUGACAUAGAAGGAUUGGAUGUCAGGCCCAAUGCUAUAACCUACAAUGCCAUUAUGUUGGGGCUGUGUAAAGCUCGCCAAACAGAUCGUGCAAUUGACUUCUUGGCUUAUAUGAUUUCAAAGGGAUGUAAACCUACUGAAUCUACAUACACUAUUCUAAUUGAAGGUAUUGCUUAUGAAGGCUUAGCAGAGGAGGCUUUGGAGUUAUUGAAUGAGUUGUGCUCUAGAGGAGUUGUGAAGAAGAGUUCUGCUGAACAGGUGGUGGUUAAGAUGUAGUUUCUAAGCAUACUUUCAAACUGCCAACAUCAACCUCUUUAAGUCUCAGUUUUUUUGGAUGUCUACUGUUUAUUGCUCGCAAAAGCAUUUGUGUUUGCAUCAAUAUGUAACAAUUUCCUCUGUUGGCUAGAAAUAUGAAGUGAAAGUUAAUGUUUGAUAAUGAUCAUAAUCCUUUGUUUUUCAGCUA
Messenger RNA from Solanum dulcamara, 2349 nucleotides. Its product is annotated as pentatricopeptide repeat-containing protein At1g09900. The record is from RefSeq and is a predicted model, not a curated record. The transcript has a single exon. The coding region runs from base 291 to 2162 and encodes 623 amino acids. Lineage: Eukaryota; Viridiplantae; Streptophyta; Magnoliopsida; Solanales; Solanaceae. Gene Ontology annotation, molecular function: protein binding.